AGAGGCGAAAGUAACCCGGAAAAACGUUGCCAUGACGUCAUGACGUAGACGCCGUUUUGCAGCGUUUGUUCCACCCGAAAGGAAAAUACAAAGCGUGUUUAGCCAACUGUCAUGAAACACAUUCCUGAGCAUUGCUGAAGGGAACCGUGCCGGUCGUUAACGAGAGGUUCAACACCAUGUCUACGGCUGAGCCCAUCAUCUCGUCGAGACAGACGCAUAAAGAAAUCAAUGGCAUCACCACACAAGUUGUCUGCACAGAGUUCAGUAAUUACAUGUUUAUUGUCAUAACACAGUACGGUAAAAUCGGAACGCUGGUGUCCGUCACCCCUGAGUCCAGGUGCGAUGACUUCAGCAAUCCAAUGUUCUCCACCAAAGUGCUGCUGGGAAAGGAUGAGCCACUGACGCACGUGUGUGGCAAAAACCUGGGAACAUUUGUGUGCCAAGAAGCCGGCAACAGGCCCAUCUUACUGGGACUGGCACUCAAGGACUCCUCAAUAGAUGCAAUUAAGCAAAUGAAAGAGCUCAUCAAAAGCUGUAAAGUUUGGUAGAAAAGUUGCAAAGUGGACAGGAGAAUGCCCCAGAAUCUCCCUUUUAGUAGUUUGUUUUCAUGGAGUUGGAUGUUUUUAAAUAUAAAAAUGACACUUACUGUUUUUGUCAUUUGCUAUGUGAACAUGAUUCAUAAUAUCGUACUGUUCUGUCGCAAUGUAAAUAUCCUAAAGCAUCUCAUGGUAAGACAUUGUCAAUAAAAUGUGUCACAGAUGA
Molecule: messenger RNA, 762 nt
Organism: Hippocampus zosterae (dwarf seahorse)
Lineage: Eukaryota; Metazoa; Chordata; Actinopteri; Syngnathiformes; Syngnathidae
Gene: psmg3
Product: proteasome (prosome, macropain) assembly chaperone 3
Exons: 3
Coding region: 177-548 (123 amino acids)
Biological process (GO): proteasome assembly
Source: RefSeq, a predicted model, not a curated record